AUGCGACUUCACUUUUCCACCACACCAUUCCAGUCUCUUUACGCGGCAAUUCAAAAUGAAAAUUAUGAUGCCCAAAUCACCUACAUGAAUUUAUUGAAAGAUGAUCUUCUUAAUGUCUUGGUUCAUCCAGAAAAGAACCCCACUUCAAGAAAGAGCGUUGAGUCUGGAAAGGCUGUUUUCACUGAUGGGUCACAAUUUGAGUUAAACGAUCAGUUCAAAGCUACUGCACUUAAGUUAUCGGAUAGGCUUAAUUUAGACGAGCUUAUUGCUGCAGAAACCUUGUUUUAUGCCUCUAAAGAUGAGUCUGGAAGGCUCGGGAUGCAGUUUCUUGAUCUAGGACUUGCAGCCUAUCAUACACGUCGUCUUUAUAUUUUGCAAAUAGUUUCCUAUUACGUUUGUCGUGGUAUAAUAGUGUGCGAUAACGGAGAAUUAGAGUGCACUAUCAGUAAAAGCUUGGAUGAUGCCAGCUCACAUUUUCGAAAAAUAAUAUCUGUUCAAUCUCCGAAAUUACUGGAUUCAUUCAUACAAAUAGAAAACGAGCUUAGAGCUACUUCACAGUUUGUUGAACGGUCAAAACUUCUUGGGACAUAUUAUCUUGGUGGACCAAUUGCUCAUGGAGUCGAAUACUGUCGUGGAUCACUUUAUCGACAAUAUCAACUUCUUGGAGAAAUAUAUUGGGGUAUUACUGGGAUUCAAGACUGCAAGUCAGAUAAUGGCCACGAUGGCCAAAGUUUCAAUUCUUCGAGUUUUGUUUGCUUCUCCAAAUUUUUCAACCAUUUGCUGUCAAUGAAAAUCGAGGAUAUAUUUUCGUUAUGUAUUUUGCCAGGAGUACUGAGACACAUAACUUGUUUGGAAAAUUGGCAGGAUGCGGACAUAGCAACGUUUCAUGCAAUUGUUAUAAAAGAUACCUUAGACACUACGAAAUUGGCUUCCUCACCUUUAAAAGCUUUUAUUUUUACACACUUCUUGUCUCAUUUCAUACCCUGGUGCAAAAAAUCUUCUUCUAGAAGUAAAAAAUAUCCAUUUGAAAAAUCUGUUGCCAUACCAUUACGCAAUUGCAUUUCAAUUGGGGGUGCACUGGAGUAUAUUAUGAACGUUUGCGCUGAGACUAGGGUUCGUGACCCUUCUUUCAGACUUUUUUAUGAUUUUAGAGCUCUUUUACAACGUCAUGUGCCUCGAUUAGUGCCUCUUCUUUUGGAAGAUGAGCAGGACCCCAGUUCAUCAACUGGGAAUGGAAAGGGUAAUUCAAGUAAUUCCGUAUUAUCAAAUUUUGCUAACACAACUGCGACAGGCAAUAUGAAUAUUACUACUGAGCCAUUCAAUACUCAAGGACAUUCCAUUAGAGAAAAGGAGUUAUUUUUUUUGUACCGCAAAAAUCAUCUUUCAUUGCGGACAUCCGAAUUCCUUGCCCCAGUUUUCGCUGAAUUUGCCUUGUCAUUCAUCGAAAAUUCUGCCUUCAUCCUGACAGAAAUGCGAGACAUGGAGGAGGAUCUUUUACUAUCAUCCGACCAUCCGGAUUUGGACUCGAUGGCCGACAGUGCUGAUUUAGAAAGAUUCUAUAUGACAGUGUAUUAUAUCUUCAAUGGUCGACCAGAAUUGGGCUCUGUCUUUUGGCAGCACGCCAGCGAUGGUAAUAUUAGUUCAGCAUAUGGCUUUCUUCAGUGGGGAUCCCAUUGUAAUAGUCCACUGAUUGUCUCGGUAUUCUGCGUUUUGUUAUCGGCUCUUUCAUGUGGUCCUCAGAAUGCAGUUCAGGCGUUCAACUUUCUCCAAAUUACAAAUGACGUUUCGGGUAUCGACGAUGCCAACGCCAAAGCGAGCCCAAUCGGGGGUGAGCGUGGAUGCUUUUCGAUUCUUGGUAAACUAAGUUGUGUUAGUUGGGCCACCAUAUAUACUUCAAUUGCUCAAUACAACAAAGAACUUACAGGAAAAAUUAUGGAUUCAGAUAAUACAGGAAUAAACAACAAUUCAAACACAUCACCUAAUAUAUUUUCCACAUUAUCUUCAUCGUCAGUAACAGCUUCAAACGGAGUUACGAAAAAUAGUACAAAAGCGUCCGUGCUAUCUAUUCCGGAGGGAUCAAUGGUUUUGAGACGUCGAUUGGGUGAGGAUUCUAUCUUUUUCCUUGCAGGAUUGUUUCAACUCCUUGAGAGUGUUGCAAAGAACAGCUCUCAGGCACGUUCCGGUCUUCUUUCUAGUGAUGAUUAUCAGCUCUUAAAAUUACUAUCAAGAUUUCUUUUUGCUUCAACACCCUUAUGUGGGGCAGCCCUGUCUGUGAUGGCUUCAUUGGUUGGGCCAUUAUAUACAGAAAGGCAGAUGUUUUGGAAAAUUCUUGAUGAGUGGCUUUUUACUUAUCAAUUUUCCAAUUCUCAUGUGAGCAAAAGAGCUCAGGAUGUUAUCUUAGAGAAGCUAAGUAGUUAUGAGGACAUUCUUGGAUUCGUUCGUCUUUUAAGAGCACUUUUGAAACCCAAACAUGGUUCCUCAUUUAAGGGUUUAGAACUACAAUUUCCAUCUGAUCUUGGUUAUCGUGUUCACAGGCCUGGUGUAUCUUGCUAUUUGGAGGUCACGGUCAAUAUUUUAAAGCAAACGGAAAAAUCAACCCUUGGAAUUAACAAAAAAGUUGUUGUUGAACUUAUUAUUUUAGACUUAUGGGUUGAAUGCAUCAGUCAAAUCAGUCCUGAUUUAUCUAAGAGCUCAAAUGCUGCUGGAAUAACUGAUAUGGAUAAUUUGGUUGUUGGAAAAAGUAUUGUUAACUAUCUUCAAGAGCAUCCAGGCUCUUUAAUGCUAUGUCUUGCAUGUGAUUCAUCACUUUAUGAUGUGUUGUUCUCAAUUUCACAUGCAGGAAUUGAUGUUAUCAAUUUUCUACCUGAUACAAGCCCUACAGUUUUGCUUACGAAUCAGUGUAUCAAUUUAAUGAGCAUCCUCUUAGAUAGGCAAACUUUCCUUGUGGACGAAUUGUUACCGGUAUUAAGAUUAUCAGGAAAUAAGUAUUUCGAUGAGAGCCUUAUAUCGAGAGUUUCUUCAUCUGAUGGUCUUGCAUCUUUGCACCAAGCUCUCAUGUUAGAUAUUACCCUUGUGACGGACGUUUCUUUGUAUAUAUCUUCCGGAAAGUCGGAUUUAGCGCGAAAUUGUUUGCAGCUUAUUGCUCGUCUUUCAAUUGAUUCGGUUUUUGUCAACGAGACAAGUACAAGCCUCUUAUGUUCCAACAGGUUGUUAACAUUGUAUGAGACGAUUGAUGAUUCAAGAAGAAUACGGUUAGGUUUUAUACAGCAAUUUGAAUCUCAUGGAAGUAUUAACUCACGGGUGGAUGCUGAUUUGAAGCUUGAAAUACUUGAAUAUUUGGUCUGUGAUUUGAUUAAUCGGGGAGCCAAUAAACCUUGUGUUUCGCACUUUCUUCUCGGAUUUGAUACUUCGAGGAUGGUUCUUGGUUCUGUGUCUGAUACAAAUUUGGGAGAUUCACAAGAUACGGGUAGCAUAUUGUCACCACGUUCACUUUUGAAAUCGAUUGUACUUGCUUUAAUUGAAACAGCUAAGCUGCUGUAUUCAAACGAGGGUUCUUCGUUUUACUUCAUCUCUGUUCGUUUUUGCAGUUUAGCUUCACAUUUACUUUUUUUGCUUUGUGAUAAUCCGCUUAUCGGGCCUUGCGUGUUGGAUUGGCUACGACAGGUUGGUGGAAUUGAUAAUUCUUGUAUUCUUUCUUUACUUACUUUUACAAGCAAGGUAUACAAAGACCAACUUUGGGAGGGAAGAUAUUUCGAUCCAAAUUUUUCAAGUGAAAACGCAUUUUUACAAUCUGACAAUGGUAUUAGUCUGGCCACCCUUGCAGCAUUUACCGAAUACAGGUUUUAUCUCAUAAGAUUACUUAUUUUGGAGUUGCAUUCGGUUUUUACAAGUGGCUCAGUUACCUGGCCGAAAAGGUAUUUUGAUGUUUUGAUCAAUCAGAGUUCUUCGAUGGGCUCAUCACGACUAUUUGACAUGUUGGAUAUACUUCAGUUUGAAGCACAAAAUUCCGUGAAAACUCCUGAUCCCUUGUUCGCAAAAUUUGAUUUUGCGUAUAUUUUGAAUAGGAUUCGCUGUGAGCAUUAUAUUUUUAAUGUUCCUUUGGCUGGUCACUAUGAUUUGUCUAUUGUGGAUAAUCUUGUUGACCUUUACUGCAAGGAGGCACAUUCCAUUGGAAUCGUCCAGCAAGACGAGAUGAAAGACGGUCUUGCUUUAUUGUCGAAUGAAAAAGAUGUUUUGAAGUCUAUUCUUUUGGCCACAGCAGCCUUUGAUGAUUACAAAGCACUUUCGGUGCGGCAUAUCCAUUACUGGGCAAUUUUGGCUCAGCUUGUUACAGAAAAUGGUGAAACAUUGCAUGUCCCUCUUGUUUCGCGGCUUUUACAACUUUCAAUUCCUUUAAUUGAUGAUUACUUUAGUCGUGAUCCUUCCUAUAGUGAGGAUCUUCUUUCAAUGUGCUUAUCGUUGUUGCAUCACUUAGAUCGUGUUAGCAUUUCUAAUGAGUUGAUUUCAGCUUUAAUUCCACUCGGAUCCACGGCUAUCACCGGUAUUCGUCUUCCUGGACUUUCGGUGAGCUCUAAAGUUACAUCUUAUACGAUUCUUACGUGGGUACUACAUCAAAUGUUAAUUAAGGAAUCAAGAAAAGAAUUAGGGCUGCUUCUGGUUGAAGUCAAGGCUUUGGGUUCAAGAUUAAUGAACUAUAUAUUCAACGAUGCUCUUUUGGCGGAUUCGAGUGCCUGCAUUUCAGCUAUUGUUCUUCUAGACACAUUAACACAAGCAACUUCUUAUCUUCAAAGUGAUUCCAAAGAUUCGAAUUUUGUUAUUGAUAGCCUCUGUACUUCUCCGACAUUUUUGCCCACUCUUUUGAAAAAGCUUGAAGUGUCACCAUUUAGGGAGUCAACGGAUUCUACCGAAAAGGUUGCACUCCUUCUCUUAAUUCGUGUUGCCCAAACUCGGCGUGGAGCUCAGCAGCUAGUUCAUCUCCAGCUUUUUUCAACAUUAAACUCAUCACCUCUUUUAAAUAUAGAUCCAGAUACUGUUCUUGAUCCGUCCACAUGCGAUUCAGCUCUUUGUUUUUUGGUGCCUAUAUUUCGCUUAAUUGAUACAACCAUAAUAACUUUAGGCCCUCAAAAUGACAUUGCUCUGAAAAAUGCUUCCAACUUGUUGUGCAGUCAUACAGAUUUAAUUCGUCCUAUUUUGAAGAGUCAAGUUGUUUGUCACAGUUCUUCAAGUAUUGCUGUUACUAAGGAAUUAGCAUCUUUAAUAUAUACAGCAUCUAUGUAUCAUUCGAAAUAUUGGGUGCCUGUUUCUUUAUCGACUGGUCACAGACCUAUUUUUGAGAAUCUGGAACACGAUAUUGUCGUUCAAGAUGGAGUUGGACUCUAUCAGGGUAGUGCCAAGUUGUUACAGUACCAAGAUGGACGUGUAUAUCUUACUAAUAAGCGUAUUAUUUACGUUCCGGAAGCAAUGGUGUCAAAUUCACAUAAAAUAGUAGCAAUUGCACUAAGGCUUUCAGUAAUACUGCGGUGUAUCUUCCAUCCUGGAUUUCUCACUUCCAGUCCCAAGGUCGAGAUUGUUUUGCGUUCAAGUGGCGUCAUACAUCCUUCAAAUAAGUUUAGCGAUCAAUCAAAGAUUUCUGAUUCCAAUGAAACGAAAAGUUUCACUGAUAGCGCAUUUAGCCAUUUGAAUCCUAAUUUAGAUUCAGAACUCGUGUGGAUAUGUCCGAUUUGUUUUCUAUCGAAUACACUAAAACUUGAUGGUGGUUCCAUUUUUAAUAUUAAGCAUCAAAUAGGUGUACCGCCAAAAUGUGGUGCUUGUGGUGUUACCACUACGUGGAAUAAUUUACAAAAAAGUACGAUGCUCGCUGGUAUUAAAAAGAGUCAAGCACAUUCCAAAUAUACUUAUGAUUUACCUGAAGUUGAUAUUGUUAGUUUUAAUAACUACCAGUGUCCACGUUGCACGUUUGUAAAUCAUCCAUCAAUGGUAUGUUGCGAGAUGUGUGGGACUGCUUUACCAUCUAAAAAAAAGCACACUCAAAUAUUGGGUCAUUCCAUGGAAAGUCAUUUGAAUCAAUCUUCAAAUGGGAAAUAUGGUGCCGACUUUCGUUUGGAAGCAGAUAACUUGGUUGAUGAUAACGUAAUAAAGCUAAGUUUUCGGUUGGGUGGCGAACAUAAUUUCUAUAACAAGCUGUAUCAGGCAAUAAAAGAUCUUGAUUGGGAAAGUAUUCAAAGGAAAAAUGGCGUUAAUAGGGGAGUGGUGACAUCAUCCGUAAAUAAUGGAAUUAACUUUUCUAAAGCUUUAGAAAAUGUUGGUCCCAGCACAGGUAUUCAUGGCUUACAGUCAUCAUUUAUAAAAAAGAAUUAUGAGACAUCACUAAUUCUCAAUGACUCGUUGCAGGAUCUUAAUAAUCUUUUUGAAAAGGGGGUGCAACUCAUUAAGCUUGGGCAACGGUACCAGAAAGUUCUUCUUGGUGCCGAGGAAAAGUCAAUCCAAUCUAUCAACAGUGAUCUGGAAAUACUUCAGACUUCUCAUAGCACGGCAAAAACCUUAACAUCCAUGCUUUUAAGAAAAAAUAAAUUCAUGAGAGCGAAAGGUCAAUACACGGGGAUUUCAAGUUUGCAAAGUUUAAAAAGAGCGGUGGACGUCAAAAAAGGCACAAGUACCUAUAAGGUUGUAUAUAACCUUUAUCUGAAGGAGCUUUCAAGGCAUAUAUGUGAAUUUUUGAUUGAAGAAGACAUUCUAGAAAAGCGAAAUGGUCUUAUUACGUUAUAUGAACUCUACGCAUUGUACAAUGAAGCUUGUGGUUUUGAUAUUGCCACUCCUAAAGAAGUUCUGAAGGCGAUUUUGUUGUUCUCAAAAUUCAAUUUCAAUUAUGUCAUAACAGAAAUACCGCUUACGAAAAAGGAAGAAAGUACUGCUUCUAUGAACAUUGAAUGUACUCAAAAGGUGUAUAUAAUUUCAUAUAAGAAGCUUGAUUCAUCGUCGGUGAUCGGGAAAAUUUUACAGAUAUUGUCCGAUCAUCCGGGACUAUCUAUUCUACAAAUUCAGCAAGAGAGAUGUCUUCAGAUUAGUUUUAUUAUUAUUGAGAGCUUACUUAAUGAGAUGUUAAAUGAUGGGAUAUUAGUGAUAGAUAAAACAUUACAAGGUGAAUUUUUCUAUCCAAAUAAAAUUUUAAGCCAUGAUGAUUCUGAUAGUGCCAUUGCAAAUCGGAACUUCAAAUUGAAAAUAGGCAAUAAGAAGCAAAAGAAUGAAGGCACACCAUCACCUAUAUUCAAAGCUGCAUCUGAUGACAAAAGUGAUGGAAAUCACAGAGAUGAUAUUUUAAAAGAAUUGGCUGGAUUGAAGUUCUGA
Molecule: messenger RNA, 7344 nt
Organism: Brettanomyces bruxellensis
Lineage: Eukaryota; Fungi; Ascomycota; Pichiomycetes; Pichiales; Pichiaceae
Exons: 2
Coding region: 1-7344 (2447 amino acids)
Biological process (GO): nuclear pore organization
Cellular component (GO): nuclear pore; nuclear pore inner ring
Molecular function (GO): ubiquitin binding; structural constituent of nuclear pore; phosphatidylinositol-3-phosphate binding
Source: RefSeq, a predicted model, not a curated record